UCAUUUUAUGGGGCACACUAACUGAUUUUGACACGGACAUAAAAAGCGGCGUGAUGAUAAGCCACUCCACGGGCGUCAUCACAUGGAUUGCAAAGGCUUUGGUAAUAGAAGCUUUCGUGGGAAACGCGAUGGCGGGCUUGUACACUGGCGUUCGAGCUUCGCGUACCGCGGCCAGUAUUUUUCUUGGACGGCGGCAUGAUGUGGCAACGACGCGACCAGCCAAGAACGCUCUGCGAUUGUCCAACAGCAGGCCAUGCGGCUUCAAGGCGCUCGGCGCACUGACCGUCGACGCUGCGUUACCGCUGCGACUCGCUGCGCUGGUCGGCUCCUACACGGUCGUCUUGUUGCAAUUCGCGUUGCAGAAGUAA
This is a messenger RNA of Leguminivora glycinivorella, 368 nucleotides long. RefSeq lists its product as uncharacterized. Bases 54 to 368 code for a protein of 104 amino acids. Lineage: Eukaryota; Metazoa; Arthropoda; Insecta; Lepidoptera; Tortricidae. The transcript has 3 exons. The record is from RefSeq and is a predicted model, not a curated record.